CUGACGCACCAAUGAUAUCGCGACUGCUUGACCUUCAAGUGCAUGGCAUCCUAAGGAACGGUGGUUGCUGCUAGUCCGUCUCUACCUGUAAUCAGUAUAAACAUACAGUUUAUCGUGGAUUUAAUUAUAACAAAAAUGGGUCAACCUGUUGUGUUAUUCACAAUGUAUGGCUGUAAUGUGACUUUAUUCCUCGCUGUAUUUGUGUUUUUGUGGUGUAUGUAUAUUUGGGAAACAUACUUGAGUAUUCGUCAGAGAAGGAAAAUUGUUGAUACAAGGACAGUGCCUACUAAAUUAGCAAGUGUUAUGGAUGAUGAAAAAUUUCAAAAGUCACGUCUUUACGCCAUUGAUCGAUCAAGCUUUGGCCUAGUUAGUGGGUUAUAUCAUAUGAUAGAGUUAUCAGUAACUUUAUAUUUUUCAUUGUUACCAUGGUUGUGGUAUACAGUUGUUAAUCACAGCAUUAUCUUGAACGCUUAUGUGCUAAACAAAUUCGGUGUUGAUAUCGGCCUUGGAAAUGAUAGUGAAAUAAAAUGUUCUAUCAUUUUCUUCCUGUAUGUCGCUGUAUUUGUAUUUUUUGACUCGCUCCCUUGGACAAUUUAUAGCACAUUCGUUAUUGAAGCACGCCAUGGCUUUAACAAGCAAACUUUCGGUUUUUUCAUUAAAGACCAAAUCAAGUCGUUUUUUAUUUCAAUUAUUAUAGGCAUUCCAAUAAUGUCUUGCCUAGUUUGGAUAAUCAAAGUUGGUGGACAAUAUUUCUACUUGUAUGCCUUUUCAUUUACAGUCGUGGUCACUGUGUUUCUAAUGUUUGUGUAUCCAGAGUUCAUUGCUCCAUUGUUUGAUCGUUACGAACCCUUACCUGAUGGAUCUUUAAAGACAAAAAUUGAAACAUUAGCUGCGUCUAUCAAGUUUCCUUUGAAAAAAUUAUUAGUCGUCGAAGGAUCGAGGCGUUCUGCCCAUAGUAAUGCAUACUUUUAUGGUUUUGGUAAGAACAAAAGAAUUGUAAUUUUUGAUACGCUUAUUCGUGGUUUUAAAUUCCCAAAUAAGAAUGAAGACCCAACUAAGCAGGAAACUGAUAAUGACUCUGAUCAACGGGGCUGUGCAAUUGAUGAAGAAAUAUUAUCAGUAAUCGCUCAUGAAUUAGGACAUUGGAAAUUAGGACAUACAAUCUAUAAUCUUUUCAUUGGCAAAGCAAAUCUCUUAAUGUUGUUCGUAAUAUUUGGCCUUCUUAUGGAUGUGGAUGAUUUGUUUGUAUCGUUUGGUUUUAAAAGCAAUGAUACUCCAGUAAUAUUGCGGCUGUUUAUUAUCUUUCAGUACAUUUUCUCUCCGUAUAAUACAGUCAUUGACUUUCUAAUGACAGUCUUAUCUAGGAAGUUUGAAUUUCAGGCAGAUGCUUUUGCUGCUAAAUUGGGUUAUAAUAAUUAUUUAAAGUCAGCUUUGGUAAUUCUGUUAAAAGACAAUUUAUCUUUUCCUGUGUGUGAUUGGUUGUAUUCAAUGUUUAACCAUUCCCACCCCCCACUUCUUGAGCGUUUAAAUGCAAUUGAAAAGUGUAAAUCUGACUAAAUUAUGUUAUAUUUCCAUUUAAAUGUAUUUUUUGAUCUAUAUCAAUUGACUAUUGUUUGGCAUUCACCUUUUGUUAUCCACUUCCACAAAUUUUUCUCUGUGUUUGUAAGUAAGAUGUUUUUUCAAUAUAUAUAAAUCUACUUUAAAAACCAGACUGUAUUUAUAAUUAGUGUAAUAUGAUAUGGUUG
Molecule: messenger RNA, 1745 nt
Organism: Schistosoma turkestanicum
Lineage: Eukaryota; Metazoa; Platyhelminthes; Trematoda; Strigeidida; Schistosomatidae
Source: the annotation of a GenBank genome assembly